UGUUUUGGUGACGGCGGAAGGAGCUGUCGUCUCGCUCGAGAAGGACGAUUUCUCAGCGAAAGCGACGCCAAUUUCAACGACAAAUGUAACUCUCCCACACAAAUACAAGAUGGGAACCCCGCUGAGACGCUUUGUGGGCUCUAAAACGCCCCUGGUGCUGUGGUCCUGGGCGCUGCUGGCCGGCGGCGGCCGCGGCGACAGCAGCAGCCUGGACAACACGGAGAGGAUGGCGGAGGAGAGUCACCGGCAGGACAGCGCCAACCUGCUCAUCUUCAUCACGCUGCUCACGCUCACCAUCCUCACCAUCUGGCUGUUCAAGCACCGCCGGGUCCGCUUCCUGCACGAGACGGGGCUGGCCAUGAUUUACGGCCUAUUAGUGGGUGUCAUUCUGCGGUUUGGCAUCCAUGUUCCCCAAACCAUGAGCAAUGUCACGCUCAGCUGCGCUGUCAAUGCCAGUCCAGCCACGCUGCUGCUCAACGUCAGCGGGCGGUUUUACGAGUACACCCUGAAGGGAGAGGUCAACCGAGGCAGAGGCCAUCAAGUCCAAGACGAUGAAAUGCUGCGGAAGGUGACCUUUGAUCCAGAGGUGUUUUUCAACAUUUUGCUGCCUCCCAUAAUCUUCCAUGCAGGUUACAGUCUGAAAAGGAGGCAUUUUUUCAGAAACAUUGGCUCCAUCUUGGCCUAUGCAUUCGUGGGAACAGUUGUAUCCUGCUUUGUCAUUGGGCUCAUCAUGUAUGGUUUUGUGUCAUUCAUGAAAGUCGUGGGUCAGCUAGGUGAUGAUUUUUACUUUACUGACUGCCUCUUCUUUGGUGCCAUCAUCUCAGCAACAGAUCCAGUGACAAUGCUGGCUAUCUUCAACGAGUUAAAAGUAGAUGUUGACCUGUAUGCAUUAUUGUUUGGGGAGAGCGUUCUCAAUGAUGCUGUGGCCAUCGUCCUUUCCUCAGUUCUGCUCCGCUUGGAGAAGCAGGGUAGGAGGGUUGGAGCUGUCCCACCAGCAGGGGUGGACAGCCCACUCAGGCCUGACGGGCCUGAGGAAUGGGUGGGAGAAAACCACACGGUUAAUCCUCGCUCCAUAGUGGCAUAUCAGCCUGCAGGUGACAACAGCCACAGCUUCGAGGCCAUGGCCAUGCUGAAAUCCUUCGGCAUCUUCCUGGGUGUCUUCAGUGGAUCUUUUGCUCUUGGAGUGGCAACUGGAGUCAUGACUGCUUUCCUGACCAAGUUUACUAAGCUGAGGGACUUUCCUUUGCUAGAGACGGCUCUGUUUUUCUUAAUGUCGUGGAGCACCUUCCUGUUAGCCGAGGCCUGCGGCUUCACAGGAGUGGUGGCGGUGCUGUUCUGUGGCAUCACUCAAGCUCACUACACCUACAACAACCUCUCCCCUGAGUCUCAAGAAAGGACCAAACAGCUGUUCGAGCUGCUGAACUUCCUGGCAGAAAACUUCAUCUUCUCCUACAUGGGUCUGACCCUCUUCUCCUUCCAGUCGCAUGUUUUCAACCCGUUGUUCAUCAUUGGAGCUUUUGUGGCAGUGUUUCUGGGCAGAGCUGCAAACAUCUACCCUUUGUCCUUCCUCCUCAACCUGGGCCGCAAAAACAAGAUCAGAUCCAACUUUCAGCACGUUAUGAUGUUUGCAGGUCUGCGUGGGGCCAUAGCGUUUGCUCUUUCCAUCAGAGACACAGCAACGUACGCCCGUCAGAUGAUGUUCUCCACCACCCUCCUGAUAGUUUUCUUCACCGUCUCGGUGUGUGGAGGGGGGACGAUGCCCAUGCUGUCCUUCAUGCACAUCCCGGUGGGCGUGGACUCUGAUCAGGAACACUCUAGCUCGGCCGUGCAGGACGGCUCGGUGCCGCGGAGCAACAAACACGAGAGUGCCUGGCCCUUCCGGAUGUGGUACAUCUUCGACCACAAUUAUCUGAAGCCCCUGCUGACCCACAGUGGCCCCCCCCUCACAGCCACCCUGCCGGCUUGUUGUGGCCCGCUGGCCCGAUGCCUCACCAGCCCACAGGCCUACGAGAAUGAAGGGCCGCUCCACGACGACGACUCGGACUUCACCAUGAACGACGCCAACGUGAGCUCCAUGUACUCCGACGUCACCGUCAGCACGGACGCGUCGGGGUCUCGCACCGUCAACCCCAAACGCUCGUCCAUGGGCCUGUUCAACGAGGGCCUGGACCCCGACCUGGGCCUGGCGGAGCACGACGUCCCGAUCCGCGGCACGCGCCUCGUCCUGCCCAUGGACGACCCGGCGGAGCCGCCGACCACCGUCACGCUGCCGCCGCCGCCCUCCCCGCCGCGCUCCGACCCCCGCAGGCACAGACUGUGAGACCGGGAGAAGGUUCACCUUCCUGGUCGUGGUUUGUUGUUUUAGCCUCAAAAAAACAAAAAAAAAAAUCACAAAAUGAUCAACAGUGAUUUCACAGGAAAAAUGAAUCGGCUAAAUUUUUCUCCAAAUGAAACCGCUGUCAUGGCGACGGGGCCAACUUUGCUCUCAUGUUACUCGUAAGAAUCGCCGCUGUUUAAGAGCUUUUACACUACAUUUGGCAAACUAAUCUCACUGUUGCAGGAACUGUGAUUUGAGCUGAAUCCAUCCGUUUGCCUUCCUUUCUAAGUUCUCUGGUGGAAAGCGUUUAAAGGGUUAAGGUUGUGAUGAGCACAUGAACAAAGGGAAACACAUCUGGGACUGAAGCGGUACAAAUACUGGUACAAAUACUGGUACAAAUACUGGUACAAAUACUGGGCAGCACUGGAGCCCCGACUGGUCCACAGUUCUGCACGGCCCGCUUUAUCUUAACUACUGAUUUAUUUAUUUAACAAAAAUGUUGCUUCUGUCAUGAUUUGUUUUAUUAUUUAUUUAUUGUGUUGUCGUGUGGAACGCUGCUUUUACAUCCCAUUCCCCCCAUACGGUACGACCUCACGGCGGAGGGGAUAUUCUAACUGUAGCAGACGUUUACUGGGACAUCAGUUCCCCUGGUCCCGUUUUUCUCUUCCCCGUCGUAUUCGUUCGCUUCGGCCGAUACGGCCAAACUUGAUAUCUGUAUUAGGGCUAAUGUUUGUUUCUGGGUUUUUUCUGCCACCACAUGGUUGCAAUUUCUGCAAAAACAAACAGGAGUAACUCCUCUGUUUUUUUUUGUGAUGUUUUUGUCCUGAGAGAUAAACGGGCUGGCUGAACUGUUUUGAACACAAGUGCCUGUUCAGACGCUCGUUAACUAAUGCAGAUUUGUACAUGGUUUGAUUUGCUGAUGUUCUUUAUGGGGAUCUUUUUGUUUUUAUAUGCUGUUACUAUUUAAUUGAUGUCCAGUCCCCCCAGUAUAAUCACCUGUAGCUUUCCUGUUAGAGCAUUAAAUGGUGGAAAUCCUACAAGAAUAGAAAACCAAAACAUGCUUACGUUAAUAAUCAACAAAACAACUUUUUUUUAAGGUAUAAUUUUUUCUUAGUAUUAAGCAAAAUUAAUUAUUUAAAAAGAAAAAAUGCAGCAAUUUGAAAUACUUGGGAGCUAAAUUUGAAUCUGUUAGCGAGCAGGUACUAGUGCGUAGGAGGAUGUCUGACUUUUUACUGAGGGUAUUUUGCACUAUUUUAUUUGUUUUAACAGAGCAUGGUGGUUCUGCUCUGAAACGUCUCAGAAACAACGAGACCCUUCACCUCUUUUUUUAGCUGACCUGUUUAGUACUGUAUGGGUGAUUUAUGUAUUUAAUGGAAGUCAAUUCCUUCUCUAAAUUAUAAUAUAAAAAUGUUAUUUUGUCAAGCUGCGCAUGUUCCUUUAAUCAACAAGCAGUAUUUCCGCUUGAUGUAUGAGACUGUGCGUAUUCUCCCGGAGAUCUCUACCUUCUGCUCUUCAGUCCUUGAACCUUAAAAUACUUUCAUCUAGGUUAGGCUUUUGAAGGAAAAAAAAGAAGCAUAUAUAACUACAUCUAAAAUGUGAAAAUGUUUAAUGUUUCUGCGUUUGUGGAAACUAUUUGUGAGAAACGCACCUGCAUAGGUUAUAGAUGAAUGUCUUUAAAAUAUGGGAUUCUGGAAAACGACUCGUCUGGAGUUUACGAGCUUUGUGUCGCCUUGUUGACAUUUUGUAUGUGUACUAAGAAGAUACAUUAAAAACAUCUUUUCAAA
Molecule: messenger RNA, 4101 nt
Organism: Cololabis saira (Pacific saury)
Lineage: Eukaryota; Metazoa; Chordata; Actinopteri; Beloniformes; Belonidae
Product: sodium/hydrogen exchanger 6-like
Exons: 17
Coding region: 110-2320 (736 amino acids)
Biological process (GO): proton transmembrane transport; regulation of pH; sodium ion transport
Cellular component (GO): recycling endosome; membrane
Molecular function (GO): sodium:proton antiporter activity
Source: RefSeq, a predicted model, not a curated record